AACUGUAUAUAUUCGUAUUGGCGUCACAGUGCCUCGUUAGUUACGCCGGUGAGGUGUGCGGUGUGUAGAUGUGUUGUAUCGGUGUUGAUACCGUCACCUCGAGACGGCGAACGUGAAACGAACGCGGACGAAGCGCAGACGUGUGACAUCCAGUUGAAUGACUACAAUCGCAGAUUUUCGGGUGAACCGAGACCGGUGAGGCACUUAUGCACUUUGGGGGCACGGGCGCACGCGAUCACGCUCACGUGUCGUGACACGCUCGCGUAG
Messenger RNA from Anisakis simplex (herring worm), 267 nucleotides. NCBI's taxonomy places the organism in Eukaryota, Metazoa, Nematoda, Chromadorea, Rhabditida, Anisakidae. The record is from the annotation of a GenBank genome assembly.